CUGCAAUAUCGCUAGAGGUUUCACUGAAUUUAGGUAGGGCAAAUAACUAGACGUACCUUCCUGGUACGCUUCGGGGGCAAAUCAGGCUCGUUUGUUAUCGCCAGAGGUAUUUUGGCUCGACUGCGUACCAAAAUGGUACGAUUAGGUGAGAACUGGGUAAGAGAUCUAACAGAUCACGUAAGAAAGAAUACGUGUACGGUUGUGGCGAGCGCUAACAGAAGCGAGAAGAGCGAGAGAUUUGCAACAGGCUGUAUUUUAUUACAAAGCAAAAGGCAAAAAAGUUUAAGAACUUCAUUGGCUUCAGAGGGCGAAGUCCAACAUCAUAUCACAAUCUGCCGCUUCAAUUAAACAAUGGUCGAAAGUAAAAGUGAGGAUUCUGACACAACUGUGAAGAGAGCCGAGGUGAGUCUGUAUGUUUUAUUAUUUCAUCGUGCGAUCCUUUAAAAGUUUCAGGGGAUUACUUUAAAAAUCUUGCCCGUGCUAAAUAGGGCAUGUGUGGUGCUGAGGGUUUUUGGUAGAUUUUUUUAAAGAAAGCUCUUCGCAGGUAGGUCGAUUAUUGUAGUGGACAAACUCGUCAGAAAUACACCAUUUGUUUAUUAGCUGUUAGUUCAAUGUGGUUAACGAAAAAAUAAUGAAAAUUAUCUGUGAACAAGGAGCUCGUCCUUGUCACUUACUAUUUUUAAAUAGUAAGUGAAAAUAGUAAGUAAUAGUAAGUUAAUAAAAUAGGUAGUCAGGUUUGCAUUAAUAUGGCCAACUUUAAUUAAAGGAAAAGGAAAAGGAAAGUGGAAAGGGAGCAUGCCUGUAUGUGUCCUCAGUAAAAAUUUCAGAUUCAACAACAAUCAUCAUCAAGAAGCUGGAGUCAUUAGAAUUUACUGUUAUCAAGGAAUCAAGCAUUGCAUCAGCUUCACAGUUAUGUGCCUCCAUGAGGAUGGCUCUUAUUGUGUUGGAAGACUGUGAAGAAAACAAUUUCAUUGAGACUAUCAAGUAAGUAUCCCCUUUGUUUGUAAGUCCUUCCAUUCUUAAAGACUUCAUUGUGAGUGGUCAAAUAAAGUUCAAUCAAAUGCAUGAUAAUAUACACGAAAAAAUUAUGCACUUCUGUUUGGGCUGCAAACAAGUGAAUUUUUCAUGCAGCACAAGUGCAAAGUUGUAACACAAGCACAGAUUUUAAAUAGUGUGUUGUUAAAAUUGUGUAUAAGCACUUGUAAAAUUUUUCAAAGAAUACACGUGUACAAAUUGCACUUGCCUUAUGCACCCUUGCAAUUAUGUUGUCUUUGAAAAAUUUACUUGUGCUAAUAUCAACACCAAAUUGUAUUGAAAAGUUAUUACCUGAACAGGAUUCCUUUAAAAUGCUAUAUGUAUCACAUGCAACUACAUUAACUGAAUUAGCAUUGCAAAGAUUUCAUUUUGUGGAUUGUGGACAAUAAGUGACAAUAUAAACUUCAGGGUAAUUUUCACUGGCUUUUUGAAGCUUUUAGCUAUAAGUUCUCUCUGAACAUUUUGCUAAAUCUCUCUCCACCAAAAUUUGUCAUUAUGUAUUUUGCUUGCUUCCUAAAAAAUGCUGUAGAUUCUUUCUCCCUGCCAGGGCCUCAAUGGCUGUUUCAAUGAAUAAAUAUACUUGCUCAUCAUAACCUGUUUUGUUUCAACAGAUCACCAAAGGCAUGCAAUGAGUACACACCCAUCGUAUUUAUUUCCUCUGGACCCCUGUCAGGUAAACCUGUUCCUUUCUCCCAGUGGUUAUUGUAUAUCACCAUCAUGGUAACUGGCCAAAGCAGCUUCCUCUUAUUCUUUAUGAAGGGUAAUAAGACCAAUUAUAUAUUAAGUUCUUUGAGACAGAGCCAACCUCCUUGACCAGUGGUACAAGAAGAGGCUCUGUAGAAAUGUAGGCAUUGUUGAAACAAAUUUUGAGAAAAAGAGAGUGGUCUAAAAUCUAUUGUUUAUUGUACCUGUAAUGAUGAAGCUAUGUCAUUGAAGCUUUAAGGGCCAUUGAUUUUCCUUCUCCUUUCAUUUUUUCCUAACAUCUUUCUUGGGUUAAUACAGUAGUAAAUGAUAGAGAGGUGUGAUGUAUUGCAUGCCUAACAAAAAUAACAACCUUACAAAAUCAAGUGCAUGUACAUGUAGGCACAUCUUAUAUAUUUUGCCCCUUCUUACUAUUGGUUCAAAGAUUUACAAUGUGUUUUUGAACAUGUUUCUUGUGAUAUAGCUUGUAAAUAUAUACUGUUACAGAAGGCAAUGACAAAAAGUAAUUAUAGCCUUUUUAUAAAGGGUAACUCAGCGAUAAAUGUUCUACAUGUACAUGUAGUUAUUAACAACUCAAAGAUUGACUGGUUUGAACUGUUCUCAACAAUGAUUUGAUCUUUUUGUUAAUUCUUUUUUACUCUUGAUUGUAGCGUGCAAUUUUUCUUAGUAUUGAUUGACAGUUGCUGCAAUGCUGUUACAACUACAAAUUUACAACUUUUUCCUAGAUUCUGUCAGACACUUGAUGCAAGAGCAGUACAUUGAUGAGCUUGUGUUCAAAUGCUUGACACUGGAGUGUGAUUUGGGAAGUGCAGUAAAUCGUCUGAUAACGCAACCAGGACAAUUUGCAGGUACAUGUAUCUAUCAUGUAGAGUUUGGUCGAGUCAUGCUUACUUUUUUCACUGUAAAACGCCUUACAUUAUUUUUCAGAGUAUAUUCAGAGUGACAGGGAAUUUUGAGUGGUGUGUUAUGCAUUAAUCCCUCUUUGAAAAGAUUACGUUUCCAAAAGAGAAGACAAAACAAAAAAAAAGAGAUGGAAAAAAACCAGGAUAGUAGUCAAUCUAACAGUGAAUUACUUUUUAAAUUACCCAGCCAAUUGGUAUGUGCUUUGGCUUAAAAAUCAAUUCAUUUUUUACUGUUACUGAGCAAUGGAAUUAACUGCAAGCAAAUCAAACCACCAAACCAAAUUCUUUUUAAUAAUUAUUGGUAGCUCAUCUUGUGAAACAUGUUGGUUCUGGUUUUCAGUUUCUCCCUGGACGUACAACUCUUUUGUAGCAAAUGCUAAACAAAUAUCAUUGAGCAAUGAAGCUGUGUGCAUAUUGAAAAUGUUGUUGGGAGCCAUACACAAUUUGGUCCCUUUAAGAAAAUUGUAAGGUCACUUGAGGAUUUCUCAAAAUGUUCUUUCAGUUACAUAUUUAGAUUUGACUUCAAUUCAGCUCAUUUCCUACAUAUAUUCAUGUUAUUGUGACACACAAUAUAGCCCUUUUCAGUCUGGUGAAUACCUGCAAACCUUGUAAAACAAAAAAUAUAGUUGCCAAAUAAUGUGAUUUAUGUAGCUUUACAAGGGAGACAUUGUCUUAAAAAAUUCUUCAAAAUGUUGUUGCAGUUACUCCUAAAUCAAAGAGGCCUGGCAUUGUAAGAAAAAGGAAAUUUGAUAAAGCUUUUCUAUCAUCAAGGAACAAUGAUUGUGAAGGUAUGAUAUUUGAUUCAGUGCUAUCUAAUGGAACCAGCUGCAAAAGGAGCCGAUACAUUUAUAACUUGCAAGCCUUUGAAAACUGCAUACCACUUAUAAGUGGGCUAGUUGUGGCAACUUGUCUGCUUCACAGUAUGUGUUUAGCACUUGUUUUGUAAAGAUUUGAUAAUAUUUGAUACUGUAUUUUUGAAAAGUUUUGAAUUUUUGACAUUAACACUGCUUCAAAUGAAUGUAAACCAAAAGUUGGCCGCUGACAUACAGUAAUGUACAGUACUUACUUGCAGUAUAUGGGAUGAAGCAACUCAUCCAGCAGCCUAAAUGAAGCAGUUAUUAUGUAGUGUUAGUCAUACAGUCAUGCACUUGAGAAGAACUUUUGAGAUUACUCCAGCUAAUGGUUUUACAUGUAUGUGAUAGUCUGAUGCAAUGCAGAAUCCCUCUAAUUCCAUGUUUUAACCAGGUGCUGCAGCAGCAAUUCCUAAAGAAUGGCAAAUUCCAGCCUCAAAUUGGGGUCUACAUGUACCUUCAGUUUCAUCAUAUUUACAUGGCUAUGACAACACACAAAGUGCAUAUAAUCACAUUAAUCCACUCUUGAUGUCUUUAUCACCUAUGCAUCAGCAAGACUAUCAUGAGAAAAAGAGUGGUGUGCCUAUCCCAGCAAAACAGAUGUCAUGGGGUGGUUUGGACAACACACAGCUGCUGCCACACCAUCCAUAUCACUAUUAUCGUCAUGUUACAAAUGGGAAAAGUAAUGUUCAUAUAAAGAAGGACAGAGGUGGCACAGAGAGCACCAUUAUGUCUAGUGGGUAUAUGCAGCGUGAUAAGAGGCAACCUUCAGUGGUUACAAAAGAAGAGGGUAAGAAGCAGGCCACGGAGAAAACGCCACAAGAUAUUUCCUCCACGAAACAAAUAGAGGCAAAAAAAAGCUGUGAUGGAGCAAGCGUUAAUUCCAAUGACAAAAACAAUCAAUCUGGGAAAAAGACCCCAAAGACAAAAGCUGAUAAAAGUGAUAACAGAAACCAAGAAAAGAAUGUGAAUGAAGAAAGUUGCUCUCCAAGGUAUACUUUUUUUUUUCAAUUACUGAUACCAUACAUAACUAAACAGUUUUCCUAAGCUGCAAGACUGUAUAUACAGUGUACUACCAGAGCUUGGAGCUGACUUUUUAUCCUGUUGACCAACUCACUGAUGACCCCAUAUCUAACCCAGAUGAUUUUCAUUCACUGGAGCAGGUAUACAGUUGUAUGCUAACUUUGCAAGUAACAAUUCCCACAUUAAGUAAAUUACUCAAUGUUUGAGCUAAAUUGAAACUAGCUUCCUCACUAAAUUCAACAUCAUAAUAAUUCAGAUAUCUCAAGCUACCAGCCUCAAGACUGUAAAUUACUCACUUUCAUCAAUUACCAAAUUGAUAAAAUGCACCCUGCUAUGGAGGUAUAAGUAUAGCCCUGUAUACAACUGUAGAUAUCAAUAUACAGUACAACACUACCAAUGGUCUCCAUCUGGUUUGUUGUAACUGAAUUUUAAAAUUUCUUUGUUGUGGCGUGUAGGUGAUUUCUGCAAUCUCAACUGUGGUAUUUCUGUAGACUACAUGAUUAUACAUGUGCCUUGAGUUCUCUUUUCCAAUAAGAGCUGGAGACUCGAAACCACACAAAUGAGUCAUUGUUUACAUUGAAGAAGUCUGUAUGGAAAAUACUCAAUUGUAGAAAGCUUUGAAAUUUGCCUUUUAAUCAGUGGCUAUCAAUAAAACAGUGAAGUACAGUAAUCUUUUUCUGAUCAGUUAUUUUUAGUCUUAUUUUUAUUAUUAGUAAGAACCUGAUCUUGGUUGGUUGACUUAGUUGUCUUCAGAUGUUGUGAACUCCAAUAAUUUCAUCCCAGAAGCAAUAAGCUGACACAUUUUUGGUUAUUUAUUUGUUUAAAGUUCAGUAAACAAAGGUGAUACUACUGGACUGAAGAGAAAGAAACCAAGGUCUACAGGGUUGACUUCCCUUGAACGGAAAGAACAUCACUUGGACAAGGAAAAGAAAAGAAGGUCAGAAAAUUAACAGUUGCUCAAUAGAUCUGCCAUUGCAGUAUGUGUUUAGCACUUGAAAUACAGCAGCUCUAUCUUUUCAUUAAUUUUUUGUCUAAAAGGGAGACUGUAUGGGCUGUAAGUCUGAUUCUGAACUGGUUGUUGAUUGUACUUCACAUGUGGCUGUUAGUUCCUUAUCUAAAUUGCUGAGUUGUCCAAGUGUGAUGAGAGGUUCAUAGUUCCAGCUUAUAAUGUUCAGGCCAAUAAAAAAGAUGUAAUCAUGUUCUUGACUGCGUAAUAGGCAUCCAUUUCUAGGAGGCCUAGAGAGAUAUAGUCAAAUCCUUGUCUGCUUGGGAAAAUCUGUUGCAUUCCCAGCCAACCAAGCUCCUGUUGUUUGAUGGCUGGAUAAGGACAGUUUAAACUCAAAUAUUGCUUUCCAGUAGGCAAGCACAAGGAGAACAAACUACUGUAUGCUGUUUGGUUGCCAAUGAUUUAUCUAGUCGAUAAUUUUAUACAUCUUCAACCCUUUCACUCCCACCACAGACCAAGAAGGGUGAAUUUCUCUUGCAUGCAAUAUUUACAUUUAGAUCUUGAGGGUGAAAAGAUUAAAAUUCCAGGGACCAGGGAUACACUAUUGGAAAGUCAUCAUUUUAUUUUUACAAGCCUGAAGCCAGAAUUCAAUAUAAUCUAAAUCUGAGGAAUUAUUAGUGUGGUGCUUGUACAUGUAGCCGUAAAAUCAAUCCAUUUUUUUUUUAUAACAGCUUUUAAGCUGUCAUCAAUAACUUUAAUAGUUAUUUGAAACUUUUUAGAGAUGGACCCAGGAGUUUGAAUAAUUAUGAAAUAUCUACAAGUAAGUCGUUGUUUUUUCUCUGGUAAAAUAUAGAGAGCGAAUCACAAAGUCAUGGCACUGGUUGCGGCAGCUUGUGCCAAACUGUGAUCCAUAUGCAGACAAGGCCACUGUAUUUGAGAUGUGUGUUGCAUAUUUUCACCACUGCUGGAACAACCAUGGUCCCCUCUUACAACAGAUCAACAAGGUAGUACAAAUGUUAUAGUAUGGUCAAGUGAAAACAAGCUAAGUUACAUGUUGUUACGUUAAACAGUUUACAUGCAGAAAUCUUAAAAUUACAAUGUAUUCUCUCAGAGGAGACAAAUCCCAAAGAGGAGGGAAUUACCCAAGAAGGAACAAGGAUUGAAAAUUUAAAAUUUUGGCCAAGUUUUGAUACAAUCAUGUUGAUGGUCAAACCAUAAUGUACAUAAUACUGCACAGCAGCAAAAAAAUAAUAUGAAUUUUUUUCUGACUUAUUAUGAGGAAAUUAGAAAGGUUUUCAGCAAUGAUGUCCCUGCUUAGUCAUCAAGAGUGUAAGAGUGUGUUAGAAAUGAUUGCACUACAUUAAAUUUACCUAAACUCACUUGUUAAACAAUUUACUUCAAGGCUUUCUUGUGAUAAUUUGUUGUCACUGUCAUGGGCUGUUCUUUUUCUUGCAAGCUCAAUUUCAGCUUGCAAGCUCAAUUUCAGCUUGCAAACUCAAUUUCAGCUUGCAAGCUCAAUUUAUGCUUUCUAGCUCAACUACAGAAAAAUGGCUGACUAAAAUAUCAUAUUAUCACAGAAAACACCACUAAGCUGUAGAAUGUCAUAAAAUUUGGCCCAGCUUUUAGCAACACAUGUUCGCUGUGGAUUGUUGUCUAAAUAAUGAUGAGAAUUAAGUACCAAGCCAGUAUCUUCCUGGAACUAUUUUACUUUAAAAAUAUCACAACUCUCACAGACAUGCUCCCAUUGGGAGAGACCUUGUGGCAUUCUGAUCUUUUGGUCAUGCAUUAAGAAUUUCAAUCACUUUGAGACCUUGUGGUACUCUGAUCUUUUAGUUAUGCAUUAAGAAUUUGAUUCACAUUGACACUACACAUAAACUUCAACAAUUUUUUUUCUUUUAAAACAGGAUUUUUCAUCACUGAAUAAAGUCACCAUUUCCUUGGAAGACAUGGAGAAGAAAGUCAUGGAAGUUCUUUCAAAUGAAAGAAAAACAUUUGGAAUUAGGGAAGAGCAGUCAUGAAAGCUUGAAUGUUUAACCAGAAUUUACCUAAGUAAAUGUCCACUGUAAUUCACUUGCAUCAAAAAAGUCUCUACAUGUACAGAAAUCCACAAUUAUUUAUUACAGUACAUGUGACAAUACACAAACUUACUUGUUGGAUUUAGUGAUAGCACAAAGAAUUGUUUAACAAAAUGUUUUGUAAACAAAUAGUGAGGAAAUCAAACUACUUAAAAAUUGCAACAGUCUGGUAUUUACAGUUUGAAUAAUUUUUUUAAAUCCUAAUUACUUAUCCAAGAGCUUUUUGGCAAUAAUAAAGUUGAUAUGUUUCAUUUCUUCCUUUGCAUAGUUAUUAACUUUUAGACCCUACAGUUUAAUGAGUAAAGAUGUACAUCUAUUCUUUUCAAAGCUCUAUUCAAAAUACAUGCAACUGACUUUAUGUUAGAGGUCAUGAGAGAAAUACACACUUGUAAUAAAUAUAUCUUUAUUGAAUUU
This is a messenger RNA of Pocillopora meandrina, 7948 nucleotides long. The record is from the annotation of a GenBank genome assembly. NCBI's taxonomy places the organism in Eukaryota, Metazoa, Cnidaria, Anthozoa, Scleractinia, Pocilloporidae.